This is a messenger RNA of Oikopleura dioica, 1074 nucleotides long. NCBI's taxonomy places the organism in Eukaryota, Metazoa, Chordata, Appendicularia, Copelata, Oikopleuridae. The record is from the annotation of a GenBank genome assembly.
AUGCGAAAAACUGGAAAGAUUCGGUCUUUCGCCGCUCAUGGUGGGCCGAAGAAGAAAAAGGCGCCAGGAAAGACAGCAAAAUCAUCAGCCAAAGCGAAGCCCGUGGGGACCAUAACCGGACAAACAAAUGUGGCCAAGUACAAAAAGUUCAUUUCUGCCGACAGCCAGGGGAGAAUGACAAUCGACCAAAGCAAAUUGGCAGCCGCAGCAAAAGUAGGGGCCGCAGUAGGAAAAGCAAAGACCAAAGCGAAACUGAAAUCUGCGGGAGGCGCAAACUCAAACGAGGCCUGGAGGAAUGACCCAAAUGAUAGCCGAAACAACGAGGACCAUCAGAAAAUGGAUCCCCGACUGGUGGAAGAGCAAAACCGUCUUCGUAACGCGCCGGCGACACCUCCUCCUGCUCCAGUCAUGCACUAUCCAAUUAUGCCUCAAAAUCUUCAACAGCAAAACGCCAUGCAGCAACAUUAUAAUCAACAAAUGCACGCAGAACAGUUCGAACCCUUCAACCCUCCCGCUUAUCCCGAUUACAUGGCGUAUGAAGCUGGAGAAGUCGUCCAGAUUCCCCUUAGCCGCGGCGUUGGCGACUGGAAGAAACCAAAUCAAGCUUCGCUCGGAGUCUUAACGCCAGAAGAUCUUGGCGGCUCUGCGACAUCUCCUCCGGGGAAUAAUGAUGGAGUCUUAACAUUCUUUUCUACUCUGUCGACGAAAGAAAUGAUUGCCUUAGCCUGUGGAGGGGCAGGAUUCUUUCUUUUUAUCGUGGUGAUAGUAAUUAUUAUCUUCAAAGUCAGAAAGCGAAAUCAGAAGCGCACGAAGAAGCAGAAAGAAGCUGAUCGAGCAGCCUGGGUAUCCCGUGAGCAAUCAGCAACAUCGGAGCCACCAGCUGGCUACCAACCAUACCGAACCCUUCCUAAUGCAGAAAAGGACGCAGAUCACAUUGCCCGCAUUCAAGCGCGCAAUCUGCCACCUCCGCCAGCACUGAGCUUCACUCAGUCUGCUGGAGUCACGGGUACCACCACUGCCUCCGGCAGCUUUAUGACAGACGAUCGACCUUCGACAAGGCAUCGUGAUUGGUAA